Messenger RNA from Alternaria triticimaculans, 1233 nucleotides. RefSeq lists its product as uncharacterized. The transcript is spliced from 3 exons. Bases 1 to 1233 code for a protein of 410 amino acids. The record is from RefSeq and is a predicted model, not a curated record. Lineage: Eukaryota; Fungi; Ascomycota; Dothideomycetes; Pleosporales; Pleosporaceae.
AUGGCCGAUUUCGAAACCAUCAUCAACGACGCCAUCGCGGCGCAGGAAAUCCCCGGGUGUGCUUUAGCGGCCACAAGUCGUGAUGGCUCUUUCACAUACUCCAAAGCCUUCGGCCGCACCUCCAUGAACCCCGGCUCAGCCAAACCCAUGGACCUCAACACCAUGAUGUGGGUUGCAUCCUGCACCAAACUCAUGACCGCCCUCUGCGCCAUGCAACUCGUAGAACGCGGCCAGAUCACCCUAGACGAACCCGUAUACACCCACAUCCCAGAACUGGAAGUACUGAACGUCCUCACUGGUUUCACCGACGCGGGUGUCCCUAUUGAGGAAAAGCAUAAAACGCCUAUUACUCUUCGUCUACUACUUACGCACUCGAGCGGCCUGACGUACGAAGGUAUGCAUCCGAAAACGCUGGCUUGGCUGAAAUAUCAUGGGAAGAAAAUGAAUGCCUCGCCAACGGUCGUGGAGCGCUUCGACGCGCCGCUUGUGUUUGAGCCGGGCGAGAGCUGGGCGUAUGGGCCUGGGGUUGAUUACGCCGGUUUACUAGUCGAACGUAUCUCCGGUCUCACUCUAGAAGAGUACAUGAAGAAGAAUCUUUGGGGUCCGCUUGGUAUCACUGACGUUACGUUCUUCCCUUCCACGCGCCCGGAUUUGAAGGAGAAGAUGGCGGAGAUGUCGGGGAGGGGUGAGGAUGGGAAAUUGAGUGUUCAUGAGGGGAAGAUGCCUUUUUUGGAUGAGAAGGGCGAGGAGGUGACGGGGUGUAUGGGUGGCCAGGGCAGUUUCACCUGCGCGAAAGAGUAUAUUAAGGUGUUGAAGGGGGUGUUGGAUUGUGAUGAGGGAGGCGAGGGGAGGGUGUUGAGUAAAGAGAGUUUGGAGACGUUUUUCAAGCCGCAGUUGGGUGAGGGGAGUCGUGCGAUGUUGAAUGCGGUUGUGCAGGAUGAUGCGGCAAACAACGCAAUGGGCGGUACCCCCAAACACGUAGCUAAAGACCACGCCCUCGGCGGUUUGGUCAUGAUGGAUGAUGCGCCUGACGGCAAGAAAGCAGGGACGAUGCUCUGGGGUGGGUAUCCCAAUCUCAUCUGGUGGAUUGACCGUAAAACUGGACUUGCUGGUGUCUACGCUGGCCAGGUUGUACCGCCUGGAGACCUGAUAUGUGGAAGAUUGAUGAGGAAGUGGGAGGAGGGCGCCUAUGAGAUGUUUGAGAAGCAUAGAGAAAGUAAGUCGAAGCUUUAG